ACCAUUUCCAAUGUAUGGAAAUAGAAUAUUUAUUACUGACUAACCAUUAUUAUAAAUAUGUGCUUUAUGUUUACCAAAUUUGUGAAGAACCAGAGAAUUCUUUAACUGGUCUUAAGUAUGAUCACUGUGGGGUUUUAUGACAAAUGGUUCCAAGCAGCAGUGUAUGCAUGGAAUGGGUAGGAAAUAAAUCUGUGGUCCACAGUGCAUUUUGUGGAAGAAAUUAAGAACACAACUGGCAAAUAUAAAUCUAUAUUUUAAAUAAAAGUGUGGAGAAAGGUUGUGGUUUUGUGGUGUAUGGAGAAUGAAAAUAGCUUUUAGUGAUCCUGUCUGCAGUUUAUUUUGAUCUUCAGAUAAUCUGCAGUCUUUUUUUCUGCAUCUUUUUUAGACUGAAAAAAGACAUGUUUAGGACUUCUAUGCUGAGAACAUUUGUUUCCUUAUCACCAAAGCAUCCUUUCCAAUGUUGUUCCAAUAGCUUUGUGGGAUAAAAGCCUGGAUGCUAAUCAAGCAUGAGCUAAGUGAUCUGCAGCGAGAUCCACCAGCCCACUGUUCUGCUGGACCUGUUGGAGAUGACUUGUUUCAUUGGCAAGCAACUAUUAUGGGACCUCCUGAUAGUGCAUAUCAAGGGGGAGUAUUCUUUCUCACAGUACACUUCCCAACAGACUAUCCUUUCAAACCACCAAAGAUUGCUUUUACAACAAAAAUAUAUCACCCAAACAUAAACAGUAAUGGGAGUAUUUGUCUUGAUAUCUUGAGAUCACAAUGGUCACCAGCUCUGACUGUUUCUAAAGUUUUAUUGUCCAUAUGCUCCUUACUUUGUGAUCCUAAUCCAGAUGAUCCUUUAGUACCAGAUAUUGCACAGAUCUACAAGUCAGACAAGGAAAAAUACAACAGACAUGCGAGAGAAUGGACUCAGAAAUAUGCAAUGUAAACUUUUGAAGACAUUUUCAUAUACCACAGAGUACUGUAAAUUCUAGGCUUUUUUCAAAAUUAGAAGGAAUUGGAGCACAGUUUAUGGUUUCAAUGUGACGCCCCUUGAAUUUUUUUUCACCCAUGUAAGUGUGUUUCUGGAGCAAGAGAGAACAAACUUCCAAAAAUAACCUUAUGACUUUGAUAAGAAUAUUUAUCCUCUUUGUAUGCUUUGCAGAAGACAUUUAUUAUAGUUUUUAAGAGUUGGACACCUGCAUCUUCAGACUACAAGACCUAUAAUUCAGUUGUAAAUCAAUGAAACUAUUUUUGCUGGAAAAAGUAGCUGUUCUCAUGUGAUGAAUACUGUAUGUGUGUCAUUGAAGUACGUUGUCUGUUUCAUAAGUGUGUUCAAGUUUCUUUUUGUUAGUUCUCUUAUAUAAUUUGUAUUUUUUUACUGUAUAGACUAUUUUAUUUACAAUGUAAGUCAUUUCAGUUUAGACUUGCUUGUGCACAGUAUUGACAAGAUACAACUGCUAAUAGUGAAAAUAAUUGAAGUAUCUCACCCAUUGGAAUAUUCUGAAGACUGACUGCAGACUUCUGAAAACCUACAAUGAUCUUUGCACUGUAAAUCUUUGUAUGCUGAUUAUGGAGAAACACUUGGUUUUGAUUCUGUUGCAUACUUGACUUAAUUUUAUUGCAAUGUGAACUAAUUGCACUGGUAUGUAGAAAGAUACGUAACUAUUUUGUUGCUAAUCACAACUGAUCUGUGAUGUGUGGGCAACAUCAUACUAUCACAGACCUUUUACCAAUCCAGAUGUAGCCUUUUCCAUAUAAAUAAAAUACAUUUUCUACUUUC
Messenger RNA from Motacilla alba alba, 1762 nucleotides. RefSeq names its product ubiquitin conjugating enzyme E2 D1 (gene UBE2D1). Gene Ontology annotation, biological process: ubiquitin-dependent protein catabolic process; protein polyubiquitination. NCBI's taxonomy places the organism in Eukaryota, Metazoa, Chordata, Aves, Passeriformes, Motacillidae. The transcript is spliced from 7 exons. Bases 494 to 928 code for a protein of 144 amino acids. Gene Ontology annotation, cellular component: nucleus. Gene Ontology annotation, molecular function: ubiquitin conjugating enzyme activity. The record is from RefSeq and is a predicted model, not a curated record.